AUGCCGCCAGAGCUUGGCGGGGUCGGGCAUCCAUGUGCUGGUGGAGGCGUGAACAGUAGUAACGCCGUUACCACCCCGUUGACAACCACGUCGUCUGCCGAGGGACUGAGACUGAAGGACGGCUCUGUCGGUCAAGAAAAACCGUCCACUUCGGCCUCGACCUCGUCGUCGUCGGUGGCGGGUCUAGCCUCGACCGGCACUCCUGUGUCAUCAUUAUCACCAUCAUCAUCAUCAACGACGGCAGCCGUCUCAUCCCGCUACGCUAGCAUUUACAUCUCACCGCACAAGGCUGAGGCAAAAUUGUGCUUUGAUGACGUGGAUGAUAGCGGCAAUUCUAGUGAUAACUCGCUACCCCGCUCCACAGAUUCAGGUGGUAAAGAAGCGUCGCCUUACUCGAGCCAUUACGGUAGUCAUGGAGCUGAAGGUAUAUAUGAAAACCCGACAGCAUUUCUUAGUCCUUCACUGCCCUCAAUAUCUACAUCACAACAGCAAUUAGAUGGUUCGGGUGAUGAAGCUAUUGGUGGUGGUCCGGGAACAUCCCCACACCGGAAAUUCCCAUCACCAUCUAGCUCUUGGUCACCUUCGAAAGGGGCUCCGUUUCGACCACAUCCACCUCCUAGAGGUGCUUAUUCUUCGUCGGACGGAGAAGCGAAUAAAGGAAUAGGCGCGGGAACGCCUCUCCCGCCUCCACCGUUCCUACCCCACAUGGAAGUUCCGUAG
Octopus sinensis (East Asian common octopus) is the source of this 720-nucleotide messenger RNA. Its product is annotated as putative protein TPRXL. Lineage: Eukaryota; Metazoa; Mollusca; Cephalopoda; Octopoda; Octopodidae. The record is from RefSeq and is a predicted model, not a curated record. The transcript has 2 exons. Bases 1 to 720 code for a protein of 239 amino acids.